GGCGGGAGCAGCGCCAUGGGCCGGGAAUUCCCGCCAUGGAACGGGCAGCGCCCGCGAUCCCGCCGCCCGCUCCAUUUUCUGUCUCGCCCGUCACGGAGACGCUCAGAUGGCAGAGCCGCGCUCGGCGGCCCUGGGAGGGAGGUGGAGUCUGCCCGUCCUCCGCCCGCCCUCCCUCCAUUGUCGGCGGCGGCACCGGCACCUGCUCGGGCCGCCGGCGGCCGGGAUGCUCCUGCCCUUCCCGGCGGAGCGGGGACGCUGCCGCAGUGCCGGGGCCGCAGCUCGCAGCCGGAGGGAGGAGAUGCUGCUUGUGCCUGCCUGGCCCUGCUGCCGUCUCGGAAAAUGAACAUGAGUCUGCCAGGCCGCGUCUCCUGCUCCAUGCUUAACUGCUUUGGUGAGGAAGGCCCUCCCAGUUUGGAGUACAUCCAGGCCAAGGACUUGUUCCCCCCGAAGGAGCUCAUAAAGGAGGAGGAGUCACUGCAGGUGCCAUUCACUGUGUUGCAGGGUGAGGGGGUGGAGUACCUGGGCCAUGCCAACGACGCUGUGAUCGCCAUCUCCAACUACCGCCUGCACAUCAAAUUCAAGGACUCUGUGAUCAAUGUGCCUUUGAGGAUGAUGGAAAGUGUGGAGUGUCGGGAUAUGUUCCAGCUUCACAUCAUCUGCAAAGACUCCAAAGUGAUCAGGUGCCAUUUCUCCACCUUCAAGCAGUGCCAGGAGUGGCUGAAGAGGCUGACUCGAGCCAUUGCCCGCCCUGCCAAGCCUGAGGACCUCUUUGCAUUCGCCUACCACGCCUGGUGCUUGGGGGUGUGUGUGGAUGAGGAGGAUCAACAUGCACAUCUCUGCCGUCCUGGGGACCACGUGAGGUUCCGCUUUGAGAUGGAGCUGGCGAGGAUGGGCUUCGACCUGCAGAACGCCUGGCGUGUCUCUGACAUCAACAACAACUACAAACUUUGUUCCAGUUAUCCCCAGAAGCUGCUGGUCCCUGUCUGGAUCACUGACAAGGAGCUGGAGAAUGUGGCUUCAUUCAGGUCAUGGAAGAGGAUCCCUGUGGUGGUGUACAGACUCGUCCUUGACAGCGUGUUCGGGCGUGGAGAAUGCAGGAACCCCUCAGAAGCUGCUGAUCCUCGAUGCCAGGUCCUACACGGCAGCCGUGGCCAACAGGGCCAAGGGAGGAGGCUGCGAAUGCGAAGAGUAUUAUCCUAACUGUGAAGUUGUGUUCAUGGGCAUGGCCAACAUCCACUCCAUCCGGAACAGCUUCCAGUACCUGCGUGCUGUCUGCAGUCAGGUGCCAGACCCCAGCAACUGGCUUUCAGCCCUGGAGAGCACCAAGUGGCUGCAGCACCUGUCUGUCAUGCUGAAGGCAGCAGUGCUGGUCUCCAGUGCCGUGGACAGGGAAGGGCGUCCGGUGCUGGUUCACUGCUCCGACGGCUGGGACAGGACCCCGCAGAUUGUGGCGCUGGCAAAGAUUCUCCUGGACCCUUACUACAGGACCAUGGAGGGCUUCCAGGUGCUCGUUGAAUCAGACUGGCUGGACUUUGGUCACAAGUUUGGGGAUCGCUGUGGUCACCAGGAAAAGGUGGAGGAUCAGAACGAGCAGUGCCCAGUUUUUCUCCAGUGGCUGGAUGCUGUGCAUCAGCUUUUGAAGCAAUUUCCCUGCCUCUUCGAAUUUAAUGAAGCUUUUCUGGUGAAGCUGGUGCAGCACACGUACUCCUGCCUCUACGGGACCUUCCUGGGGAACAGCCCCUGCGAGCGCGAGAUGCACAACAUCUACAAGCGCACGUGCUCCGUGUGGUCCCUGCUGCGGGCUGGCAACAAGAACUUCCACAACCUGCUCUACAUGCCCGGAUCCGAGCAGGUGCUGCAUCCCGUGUGCCACGUGCGCGCCCUGCACCUCUGGACAGCCGUGUACCUCCCGGCCUCCUCGCCACAUCCUCUGGGACAGGAGGACAUGGACAUCUACAUGCCCCCCGGAUCUCAGAGCCAGGACUUCAGUGGCAGGUGUUUGGACAGAUUACCAAAGACAAGAUCUAUGGAUGACCUGCUCUCAGCCUGUGACUCCAGCAGCCCUCUGACCCGCACAUCCAGUGACCCCAACCUGAACAACCACUGUCAGGAGGUGCGGGUGGGCUUGGAGGCCCGGCAUGCCAACACUGAAGGGGGUGAAGGUGCUGCAGUGACCACAGGAGAGGCACAGCCCAGGGAGGAGGAGGAGGAGAACCCUUCCCUGCAAGGCAGCAGCCAUGCUGAGCACGAAGGACCGGGCAGGCAGCUGGGCAGCCAGUCUGCUCUGCCAGCCAGUAGUGUCCCUGUGGAGGUGGAAGAGGGAAAUGGAACACUCAUGGAGGAGCUGGAUGGCAGAGGUCCAGAUCCUAAUCCUUCUGGACAGGAAAACAGUGACAAGGUUUCCACCAGUUCUGGAAGGCAUUUGGAAACCUGUCCUCAGGAACCUUUGAAGGCUGCUGGCACUGUGUCCAACAGAGGAGGCUGUCCUAAAAGAAUCACCACCUGCCCAGACAUUUCCAGCCAGGAGUCCCUGGCACCAGGCACCCCUUCUCAGGACAUCCCAGGCCCUGCCCUGGGUAUCCCAUGCCCAGAUGCAGACAAGGGCAGAGGUGAUGCUGGCCAGAGCAUGCCCUUCGAGGAGCCUGGCCAGCCGGGGAGGGUCCUGCUGGAGCAAUGGCGCAAGCCCAUUUCCCAGAGCCAAAGCAGCGAGUUUUCCUUCCUGGGGUGCAAUUGGGACAGUUUUCAAGGCAUGGUGACAUCGCUCCCCAACGGGGAGCCCACCCCCAGACACCUCCUCUCCUAUGGCUGUUGCAGCAAGAGGCUGAGCAGCAAACCCCUGCGAGCCCCAGGCCUGUGCCUCAGUGGGCCAUGGUCUGGCAGGGAAGGUGGGAAGCCCUCAGCCUGUGCUGGCCAUGUGAGCGCACAUUUCGGGAAGCCCAGCCGUUUGUGGCUGCCCUGUCACCUGAAACAAGCCUCUGGUCCCAAGCACCUGCCGCCAAAAUGUCCUUCUCCCGUGCCUCCUGUGUACCCGGAUGACGACGGGCUGCCCUUCCCCACGGAUGUGAUCCAGCACCGGCUGCGGCAGAUCGAGGCCAGCUACAAGCAGGAGGUGGAGCAGCUGCGCCGGCAGGUGCGGGAGCUGCAGCUGCGCCUGGACAUUCGCCACUUCUGCGCCCCUCCGGCCGAGCCCCCCAUGGACUACGAGGAUGACUUUACGUGUCUUAAGGAAUCAGACGGCAGUGACACGGAGGAUUUCUGUUCGGACCACAGUGAGGAAUGUUUGUCAGAAGCAAGCUGGGAACCUGUGGAUAAGAAGGAGACUGAGGUCACGCGGUGGGUCCCAGACCACAUGGCCUCACACUGCUUCAACUGUGACUGUGAGUUCUGGCUGGCCAAACGGAGGCACCACUGCAGGAACUGUGGGAAUGUGUUCUGUGCUACCUGCUGCCAUCUGAAGCUGCCCAUCCCUGAUCAGCAGUUGUACGACCCUGUCCUCGUUUGUAACUCCUGUUUUGACCAUAUCCAAGUGUCUCGUGCCAGGGAGCUCAUGAGCCAACAUAUGAAGAAACCCAUUGCCACAGCUUCCAGCUGAAUGCCAGACAAAGGACCUGUCUAAGCCCAGCCUUUUCUCUCAUGGGUUUGAAGGGUGACUCUGCCUCCAGGGUAACUGUGAAGGCCUUUGGUGCAACACUUGAACACCAAGCUGGAAUGCACUGUCUGCAGCAGCCUCGCUGCCGGGCUGGAGCAGAGGAGCUCAGAUCAAAGUUUGCUGUGUCCCCACCCCGGAGCUGGUGGGCCCGUGUGUUGUAGCCCUGAUGGCCUAGGGCUGAGAGAAGAUCACAACCUCUUCCUUUUGUGGUCUGGAAAGCAACGUUUUCACACCUGUUUGCCUGUGCAAAGUCCCCCCAAAGCAAUAGAAAGGCAUGUUUAGAACCACCUCCCCCUCCAAAGGCAGGCUGCUGUGUAAGAAGGAAGAGGGCAAGCUCCCGAUGGUCCCGUGGGCAUUGGAAGGGCCUCAGCCUGGAGCAGAUCUGUAGAUUUUCUUCCUAUGAGUGUGAUUUGCGAUCAGCUUGGUGAACAAGACUCACUAGCCAUCACUAAUUGAUUUUCUCUCGGGCUCUGAAGAGAAAUUCAUUCCAGCUGAAAAGGGCUGAGCAGAUCGUGCCCAUUUUCAGGCUCCGCUGGGAUCAGUGUCGCACUGGACUUUGUCCCUGCCCCCAACACCACGGGGAGAUGGGAGAUUGGCUUUUCACUUCUGCUCUGCCCCUUUGCUUUGUCUGCGGUUGUGCACAGCCUGGUGCUAACACAGGAAUGGCACCCUGAUCCUCUCCUGGCAUGGAAACAGAACUCAUGUUCCUGUGUUGCUCCUCCUCCCCUUUUCUGCCCUCAGCUCUUCACUUCCUACUGCUCUUUAUCCUGAAAACUUGAUACCUUGAGGGUAUAGGCCAUAAUGUGUUGUUUUACCUCCUGGAAUGUGCUGUCUGGUGUAUGUGAGGGUUUCAGUCCAAAUGCUGCUAUAUAUUUCUGUGCACUUAAUGUAACCCGAAGAAGGGAGAAUGAAGCAUCGAUACCAAAUUGGGGGUGGGGAAGGACACUGGCUGACAUAGACACUACGGUCUGUGCUUUUCACUUUAGGAUGUACAGCUGCAGUGAGAACCAUGACGUGUGGCAUUUGUUCAGUGGUGGAAACAAUCUCUCUGACUUGCCCCAGUGCUACCUGAAAUGCCUCUUGAAUUUGACUUCUUUUUUUGUCUCCUUGUACAGUGGUCAAAGUUCAGAGUUGCCAACUUGUAAAUGCCUCUCUGCUUCUUCUUUAAACUAGAGAGCAGGAAUCCCAACUCAUCCUAAGGACAAAGAACUGGGUUUAGAAAGGAAGAAUGGUUUAUAAAGUGGGCUUCAGUGGGCUUGUAAUCCCUGGAUCCCUUGAGGAGCAUCCAUCCUGCCUCCUCUGUAAGGCAUCUGUGGAUACUAGUCAGGAAGAAGAGUUUGAAAGUGGAGUGUUUCUUUGCAGAAAUGUAGGUUUUCUUUCCAAUAUAUUCUGCACUUCAGGAGCUGAGACUUGGUUUGUGGCAGGGAGGACCUUGGUCUGCUAACAAGGCAAAGGACUUGACUCUGUUGUGAUCUCCCAGAUCUUGCAGUAAUGGUUUGUCAUCUCCAUCAGGAGGAAUGAAAUAAGGACCCUUUCCUGCACUUUGACUUGUCAGCCUCUGGUUUUGUGUAAGUGAAGCUCAUCUUCUGAAGACCCUGUACUUAGACUGUGCUUCUUUUCCAUACUGGGAACAAACAACGUGGCUCUGGGAAGGGAAGGCACCUUGCUUCAGAUUCUCCCCUGCCUUGUACCUUGCAGUCAUUGCUGAACAUGAAAGCGUGAUCAUUGGCCUGGCAGAAGGAACUUGGAUUUGCUCCUGUUUUGCACAUGUUGGAAUGACUGCAAGUGAUGAGGAAGCCAGAAACCAGGUACUGCUGGCCCUCCCAUUCAGGCCAUUAGUCCAAACUGCUUUUAGCUCUUGUGAGUCCCAGCGUCACAAUGUGCUGGCAAAAACUCCAGUCAGUUUGAUGGCAUUGUGACAAACAAAAUGUGCUGUACAACUCGAUACAGUUGAAAUAAAAUCUCUAUAUUAGUGCUGC
Molecule: messenger RNA, 5628 nt
Organism: Zonotrichia albicollis (white-throated sparrow)
Lineage: Eukaryota; Metazoa; Chordata; Aves; Passeriformes; Passerellidae
Source: RefSeq, a predicted model, not a curated record